This is a messenger RNA of Octopus bimaculoides (California two-spot octopus), 9707 nucleotides long. RefSeq names its product protein Aster-B. The record is from RefSeq and is a predicted model, not a curated record. Gene Ontology annotation, biological process: intracellular sterol transport. Gene Ontology annotation, molecular function: sterol binding; sterol transfer activity. Gene Ontology annotation, cellular component: endoplasmic reticulum membrane; plasma membrane; endoplasmic reticulum-plasma membrane contact site. NCBI's taxonomy places the organism in Eukaryota, Metazoa, Mollusca, Cephalopoda, Octopoda, Octopodidae.
GGGGAAGAAAGCAUUGCAUUUUCCUGAAUAAGAAACUAUGAACAAAAUAGCAUUUUCCCAGCUUUGGGAUUCAGAAAGGAAUAUUUCCAUUUUUGCAUUCACAUUUAAGUAAUUUUUUUGAGAUAAUAUUUCUCGGAAAGAAAAAUCCUAACGUUGUAAAAAGGAUAGUCUGCGUGAAGAAGUUAGCUAGCCAUCAUCAUCAGAUGAUGGUCGCAGCAUUAGUAAACAUGAAAGAACUGCUACCGAAAGUAGUUUGAGAGGGAAAGGAAUAACGUCAUUUUAGACAGUUUUCUCACCAAAAUUAAUUACCUAAUUUGGACGAGGUAUUAAGUUUGAACCAUGAAUAAACAACACGCUCGAAGUUUACUGGAGUUGGGACACAGGGAUGAAGAUAAUUUGGAUUUAGCAGCCGACACUCCUGGAGUUUUACAACACCGUGAACAUCACCAGUCAUCUUCAUCGAUGUCCAGUACUCCUUAUAAUGCUGCUUUUUCAACUCCUAACCAAAGUUCUUCUCACGGAAGGGAUUCGGGAUUAAUGGUUGAUAUUACACCCCCAAGAAGUCCGAAAAUCGGACACAAAAACCAGGACCGGCGCCAUUCCCCGAAACCUCUUCACAGACAUAAAGAAUUAAAAUUUGAGAGAAAUUUGACAGCUAUGUCUAACAGGUUGAGUGACCGUAUAGAAGCCUCUCUUCUCAUUAGUUCUGUGUGUGAACCAUUACUGAUAGUGACACCGCCCACACCAUGUAUCCCUAGGAAGCGUUCUUCAGAAUCCCUAAGGACUGCAAGUCUGGAGUCUCUGAUUAUGUCCAGUUGUGGAAUGACCAAAGAAACUUUAAAAGAUGAAUGUUCCACUGAUGACAGCAGAGAUGAAAGGACUUCCAAUGUCCCUUGGGUUACACGUAGCCCAUGUAUACAAGAAGCUGAUGAGACCAAAAAUAAUUCUUCAUCUGUGUCAUUUGUUGACACAUUAUAUUUAGAUAAUGAUAUCCCAGUCCAUAAAGAUGAAGGGGACACUAUCGAUGUUGGUACAUGGAGUGACUCCUCAUCACGUGCGAAUGACAGUAUGCAAGAGCGGAAAUCAACUGGAACUAGCUGUGAGAAAUCUUCUGAGUCUGAACGAACAGAUAUUCUUAAGGGCAGUACACAUGAAAGGGCAUUUGAAAAGUCACUUGAUAAUGUGAUGGAUAAAAUCUCUGAUCGAUCAUUUGAUCUCAGCAUGCACUUUGAUAAGAACUCUUUCAGUGAUACUGGCAGGGAUGAUGAAUCCAGAAGUUUGAAACAGACCAAAGCUGAAAAGAAAAGGAAAUCUUCAUCAUGGUAUUCAGUUUUAAGUCCUACCUAUAAAUCACGCAGUGAGGAUUACAAGAAAAUUUUCAAAGAAAUACCAAAUGAUGAACGGUUAAUUGUAGAUUAUUCUUGUGCGCUUCAAAAAGACAUACUUGUGCAUGGUCGCAUGUUCAUUUCUCAGAACUGGGUCUGCUUCUAUGCAAACAUAUUUAGAUGGGAGACUGUGUUAACUAUUCCAUGCAAGGAAAUAUGUGCUAUUACCAAAGAGAAAACUGCCCGAGUGAUACCAAAUGCUAUACAAAUAGCUACAGAAAAAGACAAAUAUUUUUUCACCUCUUUUGGGACUCGAGACAAAACUUUUAUGAUGUUGUUCAGGAUUUGGCAAAAUGCCCUGAUGGAUCAGCCAAUGACACCGCAAGAGCAAUGGCAUUGGGUUCACAUCAGCUACGGAGAAGAACUUGGAUUAACUUCUAGUGAUGAUGAUUAUGUUCCUCCUCCUGGUCUUGAUUAUUUGAGAGACCGACAUAUUACCAAAGAAGAUGGCAGUAUAGCUGGAAAGGACUGUCCAACUGAUUCCUCCGAUCAGCAUGUGGUUCAAACAGAAUCCAUUACAAAUGCUGAUGAUACUGAUCUCGUUGCUACUGAUGAUGCCUUUGAGCCUUCCCAGGAUCCCAUUGUUAAUGGGGAUGAGCCAUUAACAGACUUUGGAGAUACCACAGAAGAGAGUGAUGACGGUGAAGGUCUACCAUCUUGUCGUAACCCUGUUAAAUGCCCUUCAGAGGAAACAGGAGAAAUUAUCUGUACUGGACACGAACAUUUUUCUAAGACUUACAUGAAUGAAGUCUUCAGUAUUCCAGUGGACAAAAUGUUUGAAUAUCUCUUCACAGAUUCUCCAUUUUUCAGGCAUUUUGCUGAAGUCAGGAAAACUUAUGAACUAGUCCUUCCUCCUUGGCAAGAAGAACCUGAUGCUGAUGGAAAUCGGCAGCGUACAAUAACAUAUACUCUGACACUGGGAGCAUCUCUGGGGCCAAAGAACUCAACAGCUACUGAGAAUCAGGUGUGUUACAAACAGAGUCAACCUGGAAUGUUAUAUGUCAUCGACACUUCUACCACAAUGGCUUCUGUACCUUACACUGAAUCAUUUUAUGUUGAGCACCGGUAUUGCAUCACUAGAGCGUCUUAUACCAAAUGUAGACUCAAAGUAACAAGUGAUGUACGUUAUAGAAAAACAUUGUGGGGCAUUGUAAAAAAUAUAAUUGAGAAAAAUGCUGCUCAUGGUUGUUCAGAAUAUUUUCAUUCAUUAGCUUGUGAAUUGCAAGCAGAAUCUGAAAAAUUGGAACAGAACCAUUCAGGUAGUCAUUCUGUAACAAAGAAAAAAGUACGCAAACGUCGUCGGCAAAUAGGUAGUACAUCUGAAACUCCAGUACAACGACCAGGUACCGAUUCUAAGUCAAAGGCAAAAUCAGUCACUCCUUCCUCACCUACAAAAAGUCAGUUAUCAAAAGAUGAAAAGAUUAUUAAACUCAAUGCUGACACAAUGAUCAGAAUAGUUUGUUUUGUAUUGGUAUUGCUUGUGAUGUUUAAUGCAGUAUUGUUUUAUAAACUAUGGUCUUUAGAAAGUUAUGCCAACACAAUAUAUUUACCAUACUUAAAGAAUGGUCUUCAAAAUAAAGAUAAUUACCCACAGAAUCAGGAAGAGUGGGCUGAGCUGUUAAAACAACAACAAGUAUUACAUGAAAGUGAACUAGAACGAUGGAGAGAAAUUCUAUCAGCGGCUGUUAUAUUAGUAGAUCAAGUUAAAUUAUCAUUAUCACAACUGCAGGAAACAUUACAACAUCGGCACCAGAGUAGAUGAUGACAAGGACGACUAGGGGGUGGGGAGGAGAUACUGCUUUCUGCAUUGCCGUUGACCAUUUCUCAACUCAUACAUCACAUCAGGUCUAAGUAAGACUCUGCUGGACAUCCACUCAUGAAUUUCACUGAAACAACCAAAGGAAUAUCUUAUGUGCUUGUUUCUUCACUCCUUCCUCUCUCCUGCUUCUGACAUCCAGCCCCUCUUUUAUUUUAAGUUGAGGAGAAUUACAAAACAAAAUCAUAAAUUCUGUUUUUUUUUUUUUUUUUUUUUUAAUUCUUUACAUCUCCUUCCUUGGUCUUGAAAUUAUUUGCUGAAAACAGUUACUUCUGACCUGACUUGAAGAAUAUAUAUAUAUAUAAAACUUACUGUGACCAGGACUUAGACACAACUUGGCGUGCAAUCCUAAGUGAAGAAUCACUCUUUAUCUUUGAAAUUAGACUUACGGUAAAAAGGGUUUUGGGGUUUCUAGGGACAACAAGCAACUACCAUCAAUCUUGGAUUUAAACAUUUAUAGCAGACUUGCUUUUCCAAAUUUAAACUAAAAUGAAGAAGAAAACUUUCAAAACGAAGGAAAAUAUGUUAUUUUAGUUUAUUAUUAAAAUCCUAAUUAUUUAUUGAAAAAUUAUAAACCAGAAUCAAAAUAUUAAAUUUUUAUUUCAUAUACUUAUAUGUAUGCAUAUAUAAUUUGGAAAUGUCAGUCAGCCUUUCUCUCUCACAUUUCCCUCUCUCUCUCUCUCUCUCUCAAUAUUCUACCUCCAUAUCAUUCUUACUGUUUCAUCAUUCACAUUUUUUAAGCUUAAUUUAGUGAACAAUUUUUUAACAUUAUUAUUAAUAAUUCUGCUACUAAUAAUAAUAAUAACAACAGUAAUAAUAUACUAGUUUUUCUAAUUAGUGUAGCAGACCUUCUCAAAAAGAAACGAAACAAGAUUAGUCAAUAAUGUAACUUUCAGACCACCCAUACAUAUCUACACAACUCUAACCUGCCUGCCACUCCAGACUUUGAUUUCUUGUUAUCUCUCAAAGUAGUUUCCAUUAAAUGAAAAGAAAUUUUUCAUGAUGUUCAAGUGAGAUAUAUGCAUGGUAGUUUUAAAUCUAUAUUGAUAAGAGUUAUAUUUUGUUUGUCUUAAAAACAAUGUCAUUUCUCAACAAAUCUCUUCCAAAUUUGCACACGAAAACAAAGUCACUCCAGAAUAAUACACAAAGAAAAAAAAAUCAUGGGUUCAUGGUUAUCUUUGGUUAAAACAGAGAUGAUUCAAGAAAAGGGCUGCUGAAAUACUGAUAGUUGUAAUGGAGUUGGUAAUAGAGUAAGAAUGUCAGUGUGAGGUAGAGAAAUGUCAAUAUAUAAUGAUGAACUCUGUGUUUCUUUCUCCUUCAGUUUCUCUUAUGUUUUUUCCUCUAUGUUUGUCAUCCACACAUACACAGACACACACUUUUUCACUGCUCUCCUUUACACAGCAAUACAUAGUAUAUAUUGGAACUCUAUAGUUAUUAAAACUGAUCAUUUAAAACUUGUAUCUUUUAAAAGGUUAGUAUGAGAUUUCAGAUGCCAAGGAAAGUAGAGACUUGUAUGUCCUUUAAUUGUCUCACAUUCAAAUUUCUGUAUAGUUAUAAAAUAUUCAAGGUUUAAGUUCUAUGAAUAGGAUUAUUAAACUUUGUUUCUCUCUCUCUCUCCCUCCUCCACACAUACACACACAUGCAUCUUGUGUCUUGGGAGGGUCAUUGUGCCAACAAUAAUGACACAUGCACUGGUUCAAUAUCACUUCUUUUUUUGCUAGUCUGUUGGUUAAAUAUCUAAACAACCAACCAACUAAUUGGUUAUUUACAAACACUAUAUAUAUAUAGUGCUCCCAGUUAUGGUCGCCACAUAGUGCGAAACUAACUGUGAAGCUUGAAGCAGUCCAACACCACUACACUAAAAAGAUUGAAACAGUGCAGUGGAUGAGUUACAGGGAUAGGCUGAGAAAACUGCAGCUUUACUCCCUGGAGCAAAGGCAUGAGAGAUAUGCUCUAAUUCGCAUAUGGAAAAAUUCUAGAAGGGCUAGUAUCUGAUUUCAGCAUUGUGUGUUAUACUAAUGCCAGAACUGGCCACUAUUGUAUUGUACCAAAGGUACCUUCCACUCCAUCUAAAUUCAGGACCAGGUACUGCAAUAGUUUCAGGGUCAGAGGCACACAGCUCUUCAAUGCUCUGCCACAUAAAUUAAGAAAUCUGCAUAAGGUAGAAGUAGAUGUCCUCAAAAAGGAACUAGACAUCCUCCUCUCCACAAUACCGGAUGAACCAACAGACGGACAUGAGGUACAGAUGAAGGCAGCGGAAUCAGAUUCCCUUAUACACCAAAUAGGUCAACAGCUGGGACGAAGGCACAUACAGGAGUGGUGAUGUGAGACACCCAGACUGAGGAAAUCAAGAAAACCAUGGUGGUACUCCAGCAUGACCGCAGCCACAUGGCUGAAACAGGAGUGGCUGUGUGGUAAGUAGCUUGCUUACCAACCACAUGGUUCCGGGUUCAAACCCACUGCGUGGCACCUUGGGCAUGUGUCUUCUAUUAUAGCUUCGGGCUGACUAAAGCCUUGUGAGUGGAUUUGGUAGAUGGAAACUGAAAGAAGCCCAUCGUAUAUAUGUAUAUAUAUAUAUAUAUAUAUAUAUAUAUAUAUAUAUAUAUAUAUGUAUAUGUGUUUGUGUGUCUGUGUUUGUCCCCCCACCAUCGCUUGACAACCGAUGCUGGUGUGUUUACAUCCCCGUAACUUAGCGGUUCGGCAAAAAGAGGCCGAUAGAAUAAGUACUAGGCUUACAAAGAAUAAGUCCUGGGGUUGAUUUUCUCGACUAAAGGUGGUGCUCCAGCAUGGCCGCAGUCAAAGGACUGAAACAAGUAAAAGAGUAAGAGUAUAUUAUUGUUUUAUUUGUUUCAGUCAUUUGACUGCGGCCAUGCUGGAGCACUACCUUCAGUUGAGCAAAUUGACCCCAGGAUUUAUUCUUUGUAAGCCUAGUACUUAUUCUAUCAGUUGCUUUUGCUGAAUCGCUAAGUUAUGGGGACGUAAACACAACAGCAUCGGUUGUCAUGCGAUGUUGGUGGGAGCUAAACACAGACACACAAACAUAUACAUACAUACAUACACACAGACAUGCAGGAAGUAAAUAGAUACCUUUAAUAUUCAAAAUCUUUUAUUUGAUAUAAAUUGGUUGAAGGAAAGGUUUCCUUCUAGCUGCCCGUCCAUAAUACCCAAGUUUAUGCAGAUAUGUAACACCCGUUCUUGGACUAACUUCUAGCUGUUUUGCAAUGCCAGAAGCCUUUGAACGGGGUUCAUUUUCCACAAUUCUCUUCAAACAGCAAAGAUUCCUUUCCAAGGGCCUAGGUCGGCUGGGACAUGAAUCUGUUGAUUCUUUUCCUUGGUUUUUGAAUUGCACUAUAAUUCUAUUAACUGUAGCAAGAGGAAUUUGAAGAUUUUCAGCAAUUUUUCGCUGGCUGAGACCAGCCACAGAUUGUCCAACAAUACAACCUGACAGUUGUGCUGAAUUUUUUGUGCAUGGCAUGGUUACUCUUCGUAAAUGUUUAAUAUAAUGGCACCUGGAAUGAAAAAGAAUAAUUACAUUGUAAAUUCUACACUGCUGAAAACAUUAAGACGCUUAGAUCAGAAAUUUUGAAAAUUAAAGGUGUCUAUUUACUUCCAGCAUGUCUGUGUAUAUAUAUUAUAUAUACUCUUUUACUUGUUUCAGUCAUUUGACUGCAGCCAUGCUGGAGCACCACCUAGUCGACCAAAUCAAAUCUGGGACUUAUUCUUUGUGAACCUAAUACUUAUUCUAUUGGUCUCUUUUGCUGAACCGCUAAGUGACGGGAACAUAAACACACCACCAUCGGUUGUCAAGCAAUGCUAGGGGGACAAACACAGACAGACAAACAUACACACGCACACAUAUAUAUACAUAUAUACGACAUGCUUCUUUCAGUUUCCGUCUACCAAAUCCACUCACAAGGCUUUAGUCAGCUCGAGGCUAUAGUAGAAGACACUUGCCCCCAAGAUGCCAUGCAGUUGGACCAUGUGGUUGGUAAGCAAGCUACUUACCACACAGCCACUCCUGCACCUAUAUAUAUAUAUAUAUAUAUAUAUAUAUAUAUAUAUAUAUGUAUAUAUGUACACACACACACAAACACAUGUACAUUCUGUUGUAUCAGUAUGGUCAAGAAAUUUGCCUCCAUGUGGUUUCAGGUUCAGUCCCACUGUGCGAUAGCUUGGACAUCUUCUACCAUAGACCCGAUUUGAUCAAUAGCUUGUGAUUGAAUAGAUUAAAUAUUGUACAAAGGUCAUCAUUUUAUAUAUAUAUAUAUAUAUAUAUAUAUACUUUUUUACUUGUUUCAAUCAUUUGACUGUGGCCAUGCUGGAGUACCACCUUUAUUCAAACAAAUGGACCCCAGGAUUUAUUCUUUGUAAGCCAAGUACUUAUUCUGUCAGUCUCUUUUGCUGAACUGCUAGGUUACAGGAACUUACACACACCAACAUCAGUUGUCAAGCAAAUGGUGGUGGGAACAAACACAGACACACAAAUGUAUAUAUAUAUAUAUAUAUAUGUGUGUGUGUGUUUGAUGAGCUUCUUUCAGUUUCUGUCUACCAAAUCAACUCACAAGGUUUUGGUUGGCCCAAGGCUAUAGUAGGUGAUGCUUUCCCAAGGUACCACACAGUGGGUCUGAACCUGGAACUAUGUGGUUGUGAAGCAAACUUCUUACCACACAGCCAUGCCUGCCCCUAUGUGUGUGUAUAUAUAUAUAUAUAUAUAUAUAUAUAUAUAUUCUUUUACUUGUUUCAGUCAUUUGACUGCGGCCAUGCUGGAGCACUGCCUUUAGUCAAACAAAUGGACUCCAGGAUUUAUUCUUUGUAAGCCGAGUACUUAUUCUAUCGGCCUCUUUUGCUGAACCACUAAGUUACAAGGAUGUAAACACAUCAACAUCAAUUGUCAAGCUAUAAUGGUGGGGACAAACGCAGACACACAAACAUAUACAUAUAUAUAUAUAUAUAUAUAUACGACGGGUUUCUUUCAGUUUCCGUCUACCAAAUUCACUCACAAGGCUUUGGUUGGCCCAAGGCUAUAGUAAAAGACACUUGCCCAAGGUACCAUGCAGUGGGACUGAACCCAGAACCAUGUGAUUGGUAAGCAAGCUACUUACCACACAGCUACUCCUGCACUUUAUAUAUAUAUAUAAAUAUAUAUAAAGAAACCUCACAGUUAGCAAGUCGAGUUGCUAUGAAUAUGAAUGAAAAUCCAUAUUAAGGGAGCAGAGCAAGUAAAAUCCAGGCUUCUUAUGUUUCCUAGUUCGCAGGUCCUCUGAUGUAAUAAUUCCUCAAAUAGGGGUACUUAUCUAGCUACUCAUCAGGCUAAAGAUUCCUUAAUUAUAUGAAUUACCAUGUUUUAACAUGUAUAAGGAACCUCCUAAUUUUGGGGGCUUAAAAUUUAAAAAAAAAAGGUUUUGUUAGGAAUUAUAAUACUAUCCAUGUAUAAGAAACUCCCAUAUUUUUUUAACCUAAUUUUUGACAAAAAAUGGUUCCUUAUACAUGUUAAAAUACGGUAUAUGAAUUAUAAUUAUUACACCUGAGAAUCUGCUAGUUAGGAAACAUAUGUAACCUGAAUUUUACCUGUUCUACUUGCUCAGUUUGGAUAUGUGUGUGUGUUGUGCGCACCUACUCUUAUUUGAAAAAUAGCUAAGGGUUAGUGGCGAAAAGAGUAUCCAACUGCAAAACCUCAAAUAAUACGUGUUUAUCUAACCCAUACUAACAUUGAAAAAAUGGUGAAUGUUCAUUGCAAUCUUGUUCAAAAUGUUUUGAAUAUUAAUGCAAGGUUUGAAACAAGAUUGAUUCUGGAAACUAGAGAUGAUAUAACAUAUUCUAUUUCUUGAAGAAGUGAGUGCUGCAUGUGUAAGCCCUGUUCAUACAACCAAACACACAUUUGGUUGUUUGAAAAAGGGCUUACACAUGCAUCCAACCAUAGAAAAUCUGCCUCAGAGAAUUCUGUUUCACCCAUGAAAGCAUGAAAAAGUGGAUGUUGAAAUGAUGACGAUGAUGAUGAUAUAUAUUUAUAAGAUAGAAAGAGAGAGAGAGAGCAGAGCAAAAGAGAUAUUUAGAUGUAGUUGUACCAGUAUCCUUAGCCAUAUGACUAAGGUGUCUGCAAAUCAAAAGUAAAUACUCAGUGCUUUUGAAGGCUAAAAUAUCACACACACACACACACACACACACACACACACACACACACACAUGCUUCUGUGAUUAGCUCCUUCACUUUUUGUGAGGGGAGAGGUAUGUGGGUAGUCCUUCUUUCCUUUUUUACUCUGUAUUAUUAUGGACAAGUAAGUAAUUAACUUUCAUGUAUUUAAUAAUCUCUCUCUUUCGACUUGACAUUUUGUGUAUCAUUAAUACAGACUGUAUGACAAUCAUGUUAAUCAGUUAUAUCAUAUUUAAACUGUUCAAGAGAUGGAAGACAUUGCUAAAAAUUAUAAUGGUUUUCAGUUCAAAUCAGGAAAGAGAGACAGAAAGAAAGCAGGUAGAUAAGAAAUAAAGGUGAAAUAUAUUCUGGUGGA